Molecule: messenger RNA, 1651 nt
Organism: Salvelinus fontinalis (brook trout)
Lineage: Eukaryota; Metazoa; Chordata; Actinopteri; Salmoniformes; Salmonidae
Product: C-C motif chemokine 2-like
Exons: 3
Coding region: 373-948 (191 amino acids)
Biological process (GO): chemokine-mediated signaling pathway; G protein-coupled receptor signaling pathway; monocyte chemotaxis
Cellular component (GO): extracellular region
Molecular function (GO): CCR chemokine receptor binding; chemokine activity
Source: RefSeq, a predicted model, not a curated record
UUGGGGUGUGAAUUGUUUAACGUCCCACUCAACCGCAAUUUUCCAAUUGGGUGUGACACCUCUUAAAAUUGUGUUCUCACCUUACCUUGUGCUGAGCCUCAAAUGGUACAGUACAUGGGGCUUUCAUUCAACCCUCUUACCAACACCAAUACUAAGACACAGUCAUGCAUUUUGUCAUUCCAUUUCUUACCAAAACAGCACUUCUCUCUGUUUUUCCUUCUGCACAUGCAUUAAACAAGUCUCUCAGUGUAACUAGAAAUAUAUUGCUACAGGAUUGUCACUCACCACCACUAUGGAAAUCUGUCCUGUCAUCAGUGAUGUGAGAGUGGGGGGAGACAGUUAGGGGGGUCUGUGGGAGGAAACCAGAUUGUGAUGCUGUCUGAGUGUAGGAAAGUAUUUGUGUAUGGCAUGUGUCUCUCUGCGUAUGAGUGUGUGGUGUUGGUGGGCUUAAAAAGAGCUCCAGUUCUGGUGAAAGUCACACAUCUGCAAACUCUCAGAGUGAACGAUUCAGACAGAAUGAUGGGCCUCCUCUCUCUCCUGCUCCUCUUCAGCACAACUCUACUGAUGUCCACUUCUUCUUCUCAUGCCAGUGGAGCAGUAACUAUGUGCUGUAUGGAGAUUAAAGGCACUAUGGUGCGUCGUGACCUGAUCAAACGCUACUACAUGCAAGACACAGCCAUGUGUAACAUCAAGGCAGUGACGUUUGUCACAGUGAAAGGCAUACGAAUCUGCUCUGACCCUUCCAACCCCUGGGCAAAGAAAACCAUGCAGUACCUGGACAAUAAGAACAAGCCUCACACACUGAAAAAAUAUCAGAUCACAUCAACUACCACCUCUACGACCACCACCGCACAACCAGCAAAAUACAGCCCUCACAAAACAACAUUUUCAGCUCACAACCCCAAAAUUGCAUCUCAAUGGCCAACAACUCUCACCAGAAGACAAUGAAGAACAUAGAAUGUUCCAGUUACCUCAUAGUAAAUCAGAAUAUUGACUUUGAAUAUUUGAACAUUCUCAAAAUGCUGUGUUUAUAACAUUGUUUUUUUUUAAAUGUUAUUUUUACAAUGUACAAUAUUUAUGUCACUUUAAUGAAUAUCUGGUCACAAUUUAUUUGGAUAGUCCGGAUAGUCCAUCUGUAGAUGUUUAAGAUGGACAUACUAUCAACAAACAAUCUUUUGAUAAGCAAGUGCUUGCUAAGGUGACGGUUAGGGUAAUGGUUAGGUUUAGAAUAAAGGUCAGGGUAAGGGUUAAGGUUAGGGUUAAGUUUAGGGUUAAAUAAGGUUAAGGUUAGUAAAUAGCUAUGUGAAAUGUUGAUGAUAGUCUGUAGAUAUAGAGCAUCUACAGAUGGACUAUCCAAAUAAAGUGUUACCGAGUAUCUUAAUAUAUUUAUAAAUGAAUCAAUUAAAUUCACUUCCAUGGUGAAUUUAAUGAUUGUGAUUGUGUUAACUUGCUGACUAUUUGCCAGUAUGCCUGAAUAAUGUAUGUUUCCUUAUAAGGGUUGAUUUGUCGUCCAUCUGGUGAUGGAUCUUGUGUAAAAUGGAUGACAAACAUCACCCAGAUGGUUGCCAGACGUUAGUAAGGGAUGUGCACUGUACAAUAUCAUGUUAUGUCCUUUAAUACUCUUUGUGAAAUUAAAGCGAAGUAAAUACAA